Molecule: messenger RNA, 1363 nt
Organism: Desarmillaria tabescens
Lineage: Eukaryota; Fungi; Basidiomycota; Agaricomycetes; Agaricales; Physalacriaceae
Exons: 7
Coding region: 18-1313 (431 amino acids)
Source: RefSeq, a predicted model, not a curated record
ACUCUCUUUUAGCAGCCAUGAACAUCAGUGCAGAUCUUUCGUUGUCUCAAAAAGCCCAAUAUCUGCGAACUCUCCCUGCCGUUCGCGAACGUUGUGCGCGCGUGUUCGAUCUCGCAAAGCAAGGGAAGCUUCAAUACUUUGAUUAUCAUGCGGACAAAGAGGGAGUUAUCACGGAGUUUUGCAGCGGGAUCAUUGCGCGUGAUUUCGGAACGAAUUACGAUAAGGUGCCCCCUCAUGGACGAAUUAGCCAUUGCAAUAUCGGACGAGAUCGAAUCACACCUUUGCUCCAGCAAUGGACUACUUCAGUCGGUACUAAAGAGGCAUGCAAGCGUCUCGUCGACCUUUUGGUGACCUCUACUCUUCUUGAUGCCGGCGCAGGCAAAGACUGGGCCUACACGGAGCAAUCCACGGGAGAACGAUAUUCGCGAUCUGAAGGCUUGGCCGUUUGCUGCUUACACAUGUUCACGGAGGGGUAUUUCUCAAGCAAUCUAGAGCAGCCGCACCAAGUCGAUGCGGGGGCUUUGUUCAAGGUCACCGUCGACUCAAUGGCGAAGCAUAUGCAGGUCGAUGCGACCAAUCCCCUUGUCGGUCUCGACGGCCGUACUUCCCUGCUUAUCAAUUUAUCCAAAGCUCUUAACACCAGUCCUAAUUUUUUCGGGCCCGACGGACGGCCGGGGAACAUGCUCGAUUUCUUGGAAUCUGAAUCAAUUGUCGAAGGAUCUAUUCGAAAAGUUCCACUUGCCGCGCUUUGGCAAGUUCUGAUCGACGGACUCAAUCCCGUCUGGCCUGCGUCGCGUACAACCCUUGCCGGUGUUUCUUUAGGUGACGUCUGGCCUUGCCCUGCCCUUAAACCUACUGCGUCUGCAGAAGCAGAUGAUCUAGUUCCCUUCCACAAACUCACACAAUGGAUGACGUAUUCCGUCAUUGAGGCAAUUGAAACGGUGAUGAAGUGGGACAUUGUCGGCAAGGAGGACAUGACGGGAUUGCCUGAAUAUCGCAAUGGCGGCCUCUUGAUCGAUCUGGGUGUCGUUACACUUAAGCCAGGUGUCCUGCCAACGGACCCGGUCUCUCUAUUGCCCAAAGCCGCAGCUUCGCAUCCGGCGGUGGUGGAAUGGCGCGCUCUCACUGUUAUUAUCCUGGAUAGAAUUGCCGAUAACAUUCGUGUCAAGUUGGGUCUCACGCCUGAUCAACUUAAUCUGGCCCAGGUCCUGGAGGGUGCGACUUGGAAGGGUGGGCGAGAGAUAGCGAAACAAAAGCGUCCCGAAACCGGAGGUCCACCACUUGACAUCGAGAGUGACGGGACAGUGUUUUGAGACGGCAUUGAAGACCUAACUUGAAGAAAUAACAAUGAUUACCUUACAGA